Molecule: messenger RNA, 921 nt
Organism: Centruroides sculpturatus (bark scorpion)
Lineage: Eukaryota; Metazoa; Arthropoda; Arachnida; Scorpiones; Buthidae
Product: elongation of very long chain fatty acids protein 3-like
Exons: 1
Coding region: 14-823 (269 amino acids)
Biological process (GO): very long-chain fatty acid biosynthetic process; sphingolipid biosynthetic process; fatty acid elongation, saturated fatty acid
Cellular component (GO): endoplasmic reticulum membrane
Molecular function (GO): fatty acid elongase activity
Source: RefSeq, a predicted model, not a curated record
ACACAAACCCAAGAUGAAAUCGAUAAACUUAAGCGAACCGCUUCCAGCUCCUUUUCAAUUCGAAACUAUUAUCGAUAAAGAAGAUGUGAGACGAUUCUAUCGGAAUUAUUGGCAUUAUUCAGUCUACAUUGCUACCAUCUACCUGAUAACCAUCUACUUUCUUCGAGAAUAUAUGAAGACCAGACCUGCCUUCGAACUCAAACGUGCAUCUUUCGUUUGGAAUGGGAUCCUCGCUCUAUUUAGUAUCAUUUUGACUGUAAGAGUAUUUUCAAUAAUUCUGUUUGCAUUUAGUCAUUACCCGUUUUAUCAUAUCGUUUGUGAUAAGAUGAUUACGGAACAAUCUCCACAGUUCAUAUUUUGGGGUACAUUAUUUCUGUUUUCAAAAGUAUGGGAAUUGGGAGAUACUGUUCUAAUUGUACUGAGAAAAAGAAAUUUGAUGUUUCUGCACUGGUAUCAUCAUGUGGCAACUUUAAUCGGAAUGUGGCACGCUGCAUAUAGGGAAGCAUCUUUCGGAACUUUACUAAGUUAUACAAAUGUUUUCGUGCAUUCGUUUAUGUACAGUUAUUUUACUCUAAAAUCAAUCGAUGUGAAGAUUCCUGUUAAAUUCGCCAUGUUCAUCACGGCCAUUCAAACAUUACAGAUGUUAUUCGGUGUUCUUCUUUCAUUCUGGGUAUAUUGGCUUCACGUAAAUAAUUAUGAAUGUGACACGCCUAAAGAUGUUCUCGAAACCGGUUUCGUGAUAUAUUCAUCAUAUUUAUUCUUAUUUAGUUACCUGUUUUAUAAUUCUUACAUUAAAUCUCGUUCAAAAAAGAAACAUGAAUAAGCAUUAUAAUGUAAUAAUGAUUGAAAAUGAUAUCUUUGUCUCUUUAAAAUGAAAAUGAGUAAAUAAUAUGUACCAAUUGUUUACUUAAAGUUAUUUAA